AAAAAUAUAUAUAAAAUGUGAUUUUUAGUGAUUAUUUUUGAGAAAAGUGAUUGCUCCAAAACAUCUUUGCGCCUCCGGUUCGAAGACACUGUUGCGUACGGUACCUUCAUUUCGUCUCACCUACAGCCUCCAUCCCAUAUUCGGUCCCUUUCAUGUAUCGUCUACUUAGCUGAGCAGUCCGACUGGUAUGCAAAGCCGAACGUAAUAGAAAGCAUGUUCAAGACGAAAAGAUUUGUACGGCUUUGUGAAGCAUGGUUGAACGACAUUAAAAUCUAACUUUCAAAAGCUUGAUGGGAAACUGUUUUUCCUCUUGAUACAUCUUUACUUGAUCCCAGAUGGAUGAUUUGUUGAAUAAUCAGAUUUUUGCAAUCCACGCAAUUGCUGCAGCAGGGUCGGUGACAUUAGGCACAGCUCUCACGUACCCUCUUGAUACCAUAAAAGUUCUUGUUCAGGUUGGCUCGGGUUCUAAUAAACCGUUGACGACUACUCAGGCUAUAAACAGAAUCAGGUCUUUAUCAGGAAAUUCAGGCUUGUAUAAUGGUUUUGGCUGGUUGGCACUGGGAAGAGUAUUAGGUGUGGGAACUCGUUUUGGAAUCUAUGAAAUCUUGACAGCCUUUUACAAAGAUGGUCGAGAAGACAACUAUAUAUAUGUGUCUGAGGCACUUAUGGCAGGAAUUGUAUCUGGUGCAGUAGAAUCACUCAUAAGCUCUCCUUUUGAACUUAUUAAACUCCGUGCUCAGGUGGCUACUGCAUCUCGUGUUCCAAGCUCUGCCUCUAGUACUAAAAAGGUUGCUGUUUCACCUAUUAUUGAAAGAUUACUGCGUGGAUAUACUCCGGACAUGAAAACACUGAAUUGUUCAGCUGGCCUUUUGUCCACACUAACAAGCAAACAUCCCAAUAUGAUGGGUGCUUUGCAAGAGUAUCCAUGGAUGAUGACUGGGUCUGGGAGGCCACCAUCAGUAUCCAAUGUUACGAGACCAUCUCAAAUUAUCUCUUUGGAAGGAUGGGAAGCAUUAUGGAGAGGUCUUGGGUCAGGAGUUGUUCGGGAUUCUGUUUUUGGUGGCAUCUUCUUUUCUAGCUGGCAAUUCCUGCACCAAGCAUUGUUAUACUGGAAGGCAGCUGGGAUGAAUCCACCACCAAGGUCAGAUGAUGAAAUCCCUCCGUUGUCUCCUUUAGCUGUAAGUCUUACUGCUGGAAUUUCUGGUUCAGUUGCAGCAGCUGCUUCUCAUGGUUUUGACACUGCAAAGUGUCGGUCACAAUGUAUUGUGCUGCCUAAGUUUGUCUUCCUGGAGAGGAAGCUUCUCAAAUGGAGACGACCAGGGAAUAGGUUUGAGAGAGUUACAGGGAUCCAUCCUGCAGAUAGAAAUGUCCUGUUCAAUGGCAUUUGGUUGCGGGUGGCUCGCAGCGGGAUUGCAUCGUUCAUGAUCGUGGGCAGUUAUUUCUUGGCUGUUGAUCACCUUGUUUCAAGAGGAACUAAAUUGACAUAGUAUGCUUUCAACUAGAGAUAGAGAAAGAUAAAUAUUGUGGAUUUUUGUGUAACUUUUACACCGUUGUUUCUCAACAAAAACUUGCAUAUCAUUUAAUUUCCUGGAGAUUAACACCAUAUAUUCAAUCUUCCCUUUUUCUCAGAGUAGAUUUUUAUGUAAUUAACAGGUCCAAACUCGAAGUGAAAACAUAUUUCAAGCAAUUGAAGAGGGAUAUUAAUUAAUUUUUUACAGAAUGGUUUAGAGAUUAUUUUCUCA
Messenger RNA from Ziziphus jujuba (common jujube), 1742 nucleotides. RefSeq names its product mitochondrial arginine transporter BAC2. Gene Ontology annotation, biological process: transport. Lineage: Eukaryota; Viridiplantae; Streptophyta; Magnoliopsida; Rosales; Rhamnaceae. The transcript is spliced from 7 exons. Gene Ontology annotation, molecular function: transmembrane transporter activity. The record is from RefSeq and is a predicted model, not a curated record. The coding region runs from base 336 to 1487 and encodes 383 amino acids.